This is a messenger RNA of Gossypium raimondii (Peruvian cotton), 684 nucleotides long. RefSeq names its product eukaryotic translation initiation factor 1A. Lineage: Eukaryota; Viridiplantae; Streptophyta; Magnoliopsida; Malvales; Malvaceae. The transcript has a single exon. Gene Ontology annotation, cellular component: cytoplasm. The coding region runs from base 83 to 520 and encodes 145 amino acids. The record is from RefSeq and is a predicted model, not a curated record. Gene Ontology annotation, biological process: translational initiation. Gene Ontology annotation, molecular function: RNA binding; translation initiation factor activity.
AAAAUUAAAAAUAGAAAAACGAGUUAGGGUUUACUUUUCCAUCUGAAGAAGGGGGAAGAGCAACCUUUGCGAAGAACCAAAGAUGCCGAAGAACAAAGGAAAGGGAGGAAAGAACCGUAAGAGGGGAAAGAACGAGGCCGAUGACGAGAAACGUGAGCUUAUCUUCAAAGAAGAUGGCCAAGAAUACGCCCAAGUCUCACGCAUGUUGGGUAACGGCCGCUGCGAAGCUAUGUGCAUCGACGGCACCAAGCGCCUCUGCCACAUCCGGGGGAAGAUGCACAAGAAGGUCUGGAUCGCCGCCGGCGACAUCAUCCUCGUCGGCCUUAGGGAUUAUCAAGAUGACAAGGCUGACGUCAUCUUGAAAUACAUGCCCGAUGAAGCAAGGCUUCUCAAAGCUUACGGUGAGCUACCCGAGAAUACCAGGUUGAAUGAAGGGAUUGCUGGCGGCAUUGAUGAGGAAGAUGAUGGUGCAGGCGAUGAUUACAUCGAGUUCGAGGAUGAGGACAUCGACAAGAUUUAAAUUUCUCUUCUCUUUUUUGUCAUUUUUGAAUUUAUUUUAAGAUAUGGUGGUGAUAUUUGGCGUAUGGUCAUGCUUUAUUAAGCACAAUGGAUGCUGGAUUUAUGUUAUUACACAUGGAUUUACCUUUUAUUAUGUUAAUGGCAUUGUUUUCUCUUUAAAUUUGA